GGUCCAACUACAUAGUCUGUCCUUCCUUAUAUACAUCAGACGAAUGAAGGCCCAGAUUAGUAAUCCAUGGCUCCAUGGUUCUAGACGUUUCGGUGCUGCCUUUGCUCAUCUUUGCAUCAUGGAGCUUUCUGUGAUGAGGGCGACGUUGAUCCUUUCUUAGACGCGUCUAGCGUCACAUGACAAUACUAAUCAGAGUUAAACUCUGACAUGAACCCACGCGUUACAGCACUGAUCACUCGUUUUCCUUCCUUACUUUAAACCUCAUAACCUCAUUGUCUUUGCAGAUUCCCGACAUCCGACCUCUUUUCCAUUGAAUCGAUCACAUUACUUCAGCUAAACACUACACAUUCGACAGCAGCUCUCUCAUCGCACCACUCGACGUACAGGAAGUGAUGGGUCUUAAAGGCUGGUACGCCUUUCUUCGUAAGAAGGGUUACCAACCCUCUGUACUUUACCCAUCAGCCGCGUCAACAACCUCGAGCGCCGCCACCAGAAGAGUCGACCUUCUCUCUCGCAUUUCAGUGGUCCAUACGAUCCUAGAGCUGGAUGUCAUGCGGUUCGGGACCAAGGAAAACAUCAUUAUCUACGUCGACGGAGUCCAGGCAGAGGAGAAGGGGUUCACUGCUCAGAUCCGCCAAGAAGCUCGGGAGAAGACCACUAAGCGAUGCAAAGAAAGUGUGGAUGAACUACAAAGACGGAUCGAUAACAACCUCAAGGUCCGUAAGCGACACUUUGCCGAUGCCUGGACCAGCCUUGCGUCCUCCUUCUAUUGGAUCCAACUCACGGCCCUCGCUGUUGCCUCCAACAACGACUACGGAAAAAAUAUCUACUCUCUUGGACCGGCGACCAACUUUUCGAUUAUCAAGACGAUCAAGAAACAAGGUAAAUAUCAAUGAUCAAAGUAUUAAGGAGCGAGUAACUAAUAUAUAUAUUUUUCUACUUUUUUUUACCCUAUUUUUGCAGAUGUGCGACAGACGGUGAAUGCAUAUUUGGAAGACUCCAAGGUCGUUUUAAAAAUCACAGACAACAGAACACUUGAACUUGCACUCAGAGUCUUUGUUGAUCUCCAACAGACGC
Messenger RNA from Gamsiella multidivaricata, 1077 nucleotides. RefSeq lists its product as uncharacterized. The transcript has 4 exons. Lineage: Eukaryota; Fungi; Mortierellomycota; Mortierellomycetes; Mortierellales; Mortierellaceae. The record is from RefSeq and is a predicted model, not a curated record. The coding region runs from base 393 to 896 and encodes 167 amino acids.